GUCUGCGAUAGGUUUUCGAGUCUGUCUAUCGUUAUUACUUCAUAAACAAAACAUAAACAGUUUUCCACGUGCUGAGGAUGGGUCGGAACAAAGCGAAUGCAAAGAAGCCAGCAGCGGGCGCUAAAGCUGGAGCUGCAGCUGGAACCAGCAAAGAGCAGCCCAAGACAGCGCUAAAUAAAUCCAAGAAGGCCAAGAAUGUUUUCAAGGUCAACAGUAACAACAAGGGCAAGAAGAAGCCUAAGGAAGUACAAGGAAAAUUGAAACAGAUCAAGGAGACCGUCAAGGGCAAGCAAGAAAAGGUGGAUGCCAGCUUGAAGUUGCUACAUAAGGAUAUGGUCGUUAAGAAGCCUGCCAAGCCAGCAGCAACGCCCAUUAAGAAUAGCAAGAAGCCUGCUGCCAAUACCAGCAAGGUAUCCGAUACGCUGGGAAAGCUUAAGUUUUAAAAGUAUGGAACCAAAAUAGUUAAUUGCAAUAAUUAUUAGAAUUGUUUAUUGUAGUAAAUACAAUUUGAUGUUAAAACCAAACAUAUUAAAAACCCUUUUA
Molecule: messenger RNA, 543 nt
Organism: Drosophila busckii
Lineage: Eukaryota; Metazoa; Arthropoda; Insecta; Diptera; Drosophilidae
Product: tRNA (guanine(37)-N1)-methyltransferase
Exons: 3
Coding region: 78-443 (121 amino acids)
Source: RefSeq, a predicted model, not a curated record